AUGUACACCAAUGACGCCGACGCCAUCCGCCAGAUCGGCGCACGGCGUGAACACUUCCUCAAGCCCACCGAGAACUACACCAUCCUGGAGAUGUUCGGGCGGAACGUCCUGACCAGCGAGGGAACGACAUGGCGCAUGCACCGCAAGGCGACGGCGGCCUCCUUCAAUGAGAAGAAUGCAGCGUACACCUUCGCCGAAUCGAUCAGCCAAACAAAAGGCAUGAUUGAGCACUGGCUGGGCCCAAACGGUGAAAGUAGUAGCAAAACGAUAAGUACGAUUGAGAGAGACACCAUGACGCUCGCAUUGAAUAUCAUUGGCUAUGUGGGAUUCGGGCUGAAGCUGCUAUGGCCAGGCCAGACCCUGCCGCAAGGGAUCAGCCCGAAGCUGGUCAAGUACGGCAAGUCGGAGCCGCCUGAGGGGUAUACAAUGAGCUUUGCGGACUCGCUAGCUACAGUGUUGGACAAGAUCCUGGCGCUGUUGCUGAUACCUAAAUGGUUGCUAAAGAUACUGCCGUUCAGGUCCAUGAGACAAGCACUAGAGGCAAAUGAUAAUUACGUCAAGUUUAUAGAGGAAUUUCUACAGGAGAAGAUCGAGGAGGUGAAGAAUGGCAGUCAGGGAGAUGGCAUGAACAUUAUGGGACAGCUGGUUCGGUCAAAGUACGGCCGCACCGAUGACAAGCAAGGCGAGAGAACAAACCAGUUUCAGCUGAGCGACUCCGACAUCACGGGAAACGCGUUCAUUAUCAUCGUCGCAGGCCAUGAGACGACGGCCAACGCGAUGCACUUCACGCUCCUCGAGCUCGCAAAUAAUCCCGCGGCCCAGCGGGCGUUACAAGCGGAUGUGGAUCGUCUCUUCGGCGAGUCGGAACCGGCUUCUUGGAACUACGAGCAGAGCAUCAAUGCGAUGAUGGCAUCACAGCUGGCGGCAUGUAUGAACGAGACCCUACGCCUCAUGCCCUCGGUGGCGGAGAUACCAAAGAAAGUCACGCCAGGUCAAGAUCAAAUACUAACAAUUGACGGCGAGAAGCAUGUCCUGCCUGAGUCUAUGGCCAUCAUACUGAACACGGUGGCCGUUCAUCGGAAUCCCAGAUAUUGGCCGGAGAAGCCAAGCACAGUCACGGGACAAGCAAGCGACCUGAACGAUUUCGUUCCCAAACGGUGGUUCCGCCCCUCUAUCGCCAAGGCAGAGAAGGAGCUGGAAGUUGAGGGCGCCGACACAGAGGAUUACGGCGGAUUCAAGGGUCCGGACACAAGCGCGUCGCUCUUUCGGCCGGUGCGCGGCUCGUUCAUCCCGUUCAGUGACGGUGCGCGGUCAUGCCUUGGAAGACGGAUCGCGCAGGUGGAGAUGCUGGCGGCGUUGGCCGUCGUGUUCCAGAAGUACAGCAUUGAGUUAGCCGUCGAUGAAUGGGCAACAGACAAGGAGGUGGCCAAGAUGAGCUUGGAAGAAAGAAGGGAUCUGUACAGGAAGGCUCAGGACAAGUCUCGGGCUACCCUACGGCACGCUUCGUCGAUGCUAACACUCAAGCUUCAUGGCGGCCUCUAUGUGCCGAUCAGGUUGGUACGACGAGGCGAGGAGAGGUUCAUCGGGCAUGUUGAUGCUUGA
Phaeoacremonium minimum UCRPA7 is the source of this 1602-nucleotide messenger RNA. RefSeq names its product putative cytochrome p450 protein. The transcript has a single exon. Bases 1 to 1602 code for a protein of 533 amino acids. The record is from RefSeq and is a predicted model, not a curated record. Gene Ontology annotation, molecular function: iron ion binding; monooxygenase activity; heme binding. Lineage: Eukaryota; Fungi; Ascomycota; Sordariomycetes; Togniniales; Togniniaceae.